GAAAGCCAGUCUUUUCAAUGCAAACUUCAACUCCUCCUCCUCCCUCUAAUGCCUGUAACUCACAGCCAAGGCUGGGCGAGGAAUACGGAGGAGAGAUUUUCCUCAUGCUCACGGUGCCUGGAGACUGGAAGGAAGAGUGUAAGGAAGGAGGAAGGAAAUUUGUGGCGCUUUCUACCUACUACGAGACUGACAAGGGGAGGGGGCAUCUUCUCUUCGUGAUUAAGAACUGCAGUUUCAGUCCGAUCCCACGGAGCUCUGGUGAUUGCUUAUUUUUUUAAAAAAAAUUGACCGCGGGAGAACGAAGGCUCAGUCUUUGGCGGCCAGACCAAUCUAGGAGGUGGUAUUGGUGUAUGAGUGUGUAUGGUGGUGUUUUUUUUUUUUCUUUCUUUCUUUUUUCCUUUCUUCCUUUUUUUUCCUCCCCCCCCCCCCCCUUUUUUUCCCUUCUCUCCUAGGGGCUACACAAUGGCAGUCUUCUCUCGCUAAGAUGAAUCCGGUUUGCCUUCUGCAGAUCCGCCCAUCCUCAGUUCCAUUGAGUAAAAGGCUAUGAUUUUCUCUUUGGGGAUCUUUUGUGCAUUCCUGUUCUUCCUGAUUAGUUCUGGUCUCGGUUGGGAUUUCUUUGCUUCUUUUGGUUUGGCUUCAUGUGAAAAAGGAUUUUUUCUCUCCAACCCUUUGGUCAUGAUCCAGUGGUGAUCAAGAGGGGAUAAAUCAUUCACCCUGGCCGAGAAAAAACAAUCGCUGAGAAGUCUCAAAGAGAUAUACCACGUGAGGGGAAAAAACUGGGAGAAGAUUCGGAAUAUUAACGUUUUUCCUAUGGUAAAACCGGUGCCCCUCUUCAGGAGAACUGAUUUCAAGUUAUUAUUAUGCAACCACAAGGGCCUCUUCUUUCUCAGGGUGUCUAAGCUGCUGGGUUGCUUUUCGCCCAAAUCAAUGUGGUUUCUUUGGAACAUUUUCAGCAAAGGAACGCAUAUGCUGCAGUGUCUUUGUGGCAAGAGUCUUAAGAAAAACAAGAACCCAACUGAUCCCCAGCUCAAGGGCAUAGUGACCAGGUUAUAUUGCAGGCAAGGCUACUACUUGCAGAUGCACCCCGAUGGAGCUCUCGAUGGAACCAAGGAUGACAGCACCAAUUCCACUCUGUUCAACCUCAUCCCUGUGGGACUGCGUGUCGUUGCCAUCCAGGGAGUGAAGACAGGGUUGUACAUAGCCAUGAAUGGAGAAGGUUACCUCUACCCAUCAGAACUUUUUACCCCUGAAUGCAAGUUUAAAGAGUCUGUUUUUGAAAACUAUUAUGUAAUCUACUCAUCCAUGCUGUACAGGCAACAGGAGUCUGGCAGAGCCUGGUUUUUGGGAUUAAAUAAGGAAGGGCAAGUUAUGAAAGGGAACAGAGUAAAGAAAACCAAACCAGCAGCUCAUUUUCUACCCAAGCCAUUGGAAGUUGCCAUGUACCGAGAACCAUCUUUGCAUGAUGUUGGAGAAACGGUUCCGAAAGCUGGGGUGACGCCAAGCAAAAGUACAAGUGCAUCUGCAAUAAUGAAUGGAGGCAAACCAGUCAACAAGUGCAAGACCACAUAGCCAGAUCCUCAGGUGUCCUGACUUACUUGUCCAGAGCACAGUGGAGAGAUUUAUCCUUACUAGACAUUCCUGCUCCUGUUGUUGAAGAGCCCCAGCAAGCAAGCUGAUGCUUGUUCUAUGCUCUCUCAGACCUCCUUCAUUGCAAGUGGAUAAAUCUCAACCUGUGAUCCCCCCACACCAAGAAGACACCUGGACAAACCAGCUAAACUCAGACCAUGGAAUGCCCUACCAGAUAUGGAAUGCCUUUUUAAUAUCUUUUCUGUGACUGUGACACUUCAUGUGAAUGACAUACUUCACAAGUACACUCAAUACCUUGCCUGCUGACAGCUACCCAUAAUCCUUUUUAAGUCCUGUUUCAGCGAAAUCCAUGUGUUUAAGUUCAAUUUUUGUAGCACACAAAUAAUAUUGAGUAAUUUCUAGUUAGAUGCUGUAAACCUGUGCUAUCAUGGAUUUCUAUUCUUCCCAUUUUUACAGGGCUGCUCGCUCCACUGUCUGUGACCUUUAGCAGGAUUGUGUUCCUCUGAAUCUUCAGUGUUGCAGUUGGUUUAGUUUGGAGAACAAUCAGGGAAUCAGGAAGCCUUCUAAACCUAUUAAUACAAAUUGUAUCUAUAAAGAUUAAGGUUGUCUUUGGCUCACAUUACCGAUUAAACACACAUAUAUGCUCUGUCCAGUAGGAGACACUAUGCUCCCAAGGUGGACAUGCCUGGGUGGAGCAAGGGUCAAACACAAUCCAUGGGAAGCUCUCUAUGACAGGUGUUUGGCAUCCCCUCUAAGUUUCUUUCUGUGUGUAUGUGUGUGUGUGUUUUAUACAUAUCACAAGCUUACUGGUAAUGGUAACAUUUGCCUUGCCCAGCGAGCAAGACCCACUUGGUUUUUGAGAAAGUGGGUCCAAAGUAUUUUGUAGGCCUUGUAGGCCUGAUUAAGGUUCAUUUUUUUCAUCUACUAAUCCUGGUUAUUGGGAAAAAGGAAAAAUAAAAAAAACAAAUCAUCACAACCUAUAAGAAAUAUGCUACCUAAAUUCAUUUCUGACCCACUCCUUCCUGUUUUUAAUGAAGAUAACUCAAUGCCGCCCCUGAUUUGGGCUGCAUUCCAGUUAUCCUCAGCAGAGCAUGGGCAAGGCGGCUGUUGUGUUCUUUCUGCAGCAGCAAUGCACACGUUAGUAUAAAUUAGACUUUAAUAUUUUUGGUGUUUAAUGACAAGUUUUUAAACUGGACAUACUAAGGAAAAUUCCUUUUUUUUCCAGCUUAGCAUGCUGGGUCUGGUACUGUGUGUCACCAGUAUACACCUCUAACUCAGCUCUGUGGGGUCCAAGAGGCUGGGUUUGAGGUGACUUGCCAAGAUAUCAGAAUGUGGUCUGUUGAGUACCAUAGAUAAAGCUAAAGACAAACCAACACACUCCAGCAUUGGGGUUCGGGCCAUUAAUUUAUUUGAUUUUGUUUUCUUUUGCUUUUGUAAUUUCAUUUUGAAUUGAAUUUUGUUGAACUCCAAGUUUAGGGGUACUAAGAAAGGCUGUGACACAGUUUGAAGACUCCAUACAAAACAUUCAAUAUCGGAUAUAAAGAGCUUCAAAAUGUUUAAUACUGAACUGUUUGAAAGUAUAUUUGUUAACUGUGUGUACACAAUAAAAUUCUAUGUUUUCUUCUCAGCAAAGCUCAUUGAGACCAAAUUGAACCUCUUUCAUAGAAAACAAUCUAUGUGGUAUCAAUGUACUGGCCUCUUGUUAUUAUUUCCAUGUGGCAGAAUGAUCUAGAUGCCAUUUGCCCCCAUCUGCACUGUGCUUACUGGGAAAUUAUUUUCUCACUGAUUUCAUGAAUCUCCAUGACAGCCCUUGCCCAACAUAGAAAAAUUUUGGCCUGCUUAGCUGAUUAAAGAUUCAGUAUAAAAUUAACUGUUUAUGCUUAUUUCAUUUUCAUAUUGGAUUCCAUUUUAGUAAAUAACCAUUAGCAUAAUGUUUGAGUAGAUUUAUUGUCAAUAAUGCUAAAUUGCAAAUACAAAAAAUGACUCCUUUGACCACCACUGAUUUGGUGUUGGGCAUAAUUAGACAAAACCCAUUAACUGAUUAUUUAGGGAAGACUUACAUACCAUAAUAUGUGGUAAAAUGUGAAUAACUUGUAAUUCCUAUUAGUUGGCCUUAUAGACACAGGUUAUACUCAUCCACAUGUACACACACGCUAAACUAGCCUACUUUUCUGUUUUUGGUAAUCAACAUUACUUGAGAUUUCUGUUCUCAAGACCUGGCUAGUGCUUAAAAUUAAGGCAAGAUUUAUUUUUGUAAACGAUUGAAAUUUACGUUAUUGCUUCCCUCUGUUUUGUUUUCCAAGAGUUGUCAGUUGUCUAUGACAGAAUGUAUUAUUGUAAGUAGGUAUCCAAGUGGCUUCUUAUAAUAUAUGUUUAGAUAUAUCACAGAGGGGUCCUUGUUAUAUUCAUGAUUUAGUUAGGCCAUUUCCUUUGUGUCUGGUCUCACUUGUUGCAUGGGAAGAGGAAAGCAUCAAAUGAACUGCAUGUACUAGGACCCAUGUAUCCAGAAACACUGAUAUGUAUUUUUUGAUUUACAUACAGAGAGCUUGUCUGUAUUGUACAAUUUGUGUUUCUUACCAUUUGUUGUAUUUACAGAUACAACAUAUCAAAUAAAAUACUCAUAUGAAAGCAUAUGGAAACCAUCAAAUAACUUUAUGUAACAAAAUGGCAUUGUAUCACCCCAAAUAUAGAGUACUCUCUGUAAAUAAGAUGAUAAACUCAGUUUUCCCCUUACCAUGCCAAAGAAAAUUUUAGCUCUUUGAUGAUACCUCUCUUGCUAAUUUUUUGGAAUAAGAUCAUCAUUCCUUCCCUCAGAAAUUAAGUUUGCUAUUAUUAAAUACAGUCUGUCAUCACUGAUGUUCUGUAUAGUAAAUCUGAUGGAACACAUUUGUAUUUAUAGACUGUGUGUUUUAUAUCUCCCUGUAUGUAUAUCCAUUGUAUCACGUCUUUAGAAAACCCAUUCCUUCUGCAUGCAUAUCUGGUGGGGGAGAGAUAGUUUUACCACCUUGUGAUGGUAGCUGAUUGCUUUGCCUAUCCAUCAACCAUGCUCAUUAAUAUUAGUCCUUUACAUAACUCAAGUGACACAAUUUUUGUUUCCAAUAGGUUUACUUCCUGAAAUUUCUUACUAUUUUCCCAGGAAAUAAUUAUGGAAGACACUCAAACAGUCUGUCCUGUGUGAAGAGUAACAGGGAAUUGGGUACACUUUCUUGAUGUAUUUUGGAGAAUUUGGAACCUUGUUUUAAUUGUUUGCUUGUCCUGAGUGCUUUGGGGGUGAGGACUAGCUCCAUAAAGGAUCCCACGACUUUUGCUCUAGUCUUUCUACUUAUUGACUUUCUAGCAAGUAAGCAGAAUGUAUCAUACAUAACCACUUAAUUAAUUAUUAAACUACUAAACCAUCUUUUUUUCUAUCUAGAGUGACCAAUAUCAGAUUUGGUAUUUUAAGCAAAAACUAAAACAACAAAAAUUCCUUUGUUGCUCCCUAAACUGAAUAUGUAUUAUUUUGUUAAAAAUUUCUUCCAAAUAUUUCAAGGAUAAUAGAUGUUUGAUAUCCCUCAAAGAAGGAGUGUGAGACUAGAGUGGUCAAGUUUCAAUUUAGAAUAAACUUAAAAUAGUGAGAAAUUACUUUAAUUUUAUUUUAGGAAACAGCUAUACCAUAGGGAAACAAUUAGGCUAAAUGCCCAAUUAUUCUCUGAAUUAUAAACUUAGUCAAAUACAGAAUGUAAAUUGUGUUGUUCUAAAAUAAAGGACAUAGGUAGUUAAGGGUUAGGCUUAAAAUGUGACACACAGUGCUAUGUGAGUAUCUAGAAUACUGUGUUGGUUUCAAAGUUGUGACAGUUGAGUUUGCAAAUUAAGACUGUUGUAUUUUUGUUUCCCUUUGUGGUUCUCAUUCAGUCUAAUUUUGAUAUCUACGGGUGAGGUUGAGUUUGUACUUGAGCUGAUAGAGGUAAGUCAUUCUUUCCCUGGUGCUGCUGGAAUCCAGAUGAACUCAGGAUUCCUUAAAGGCAGUAGGAACAAUGGUUCUCUUCAUAUCUUGAGGACUUUUGUUGACUUUUAUAACUCCCCUGGAGGGAUCUUCAAUCAUGGUUUGUUAAACAAGUAGGAUGAGGAUCAUCACCACUGGUGAACUUAAUGCCAACCAUUCAAUUAUCAUGGGUCCCAGUGUAAUUUUUGAAAGCUACAAGCAAGCCAAAGAGAUUUGCUUAUUUUCUCUUAUUCAUUACAAAUUUGUCCUUGCUCAGCACUUUCAAUGAGGUAGUUUCUAUUUUGGAGUCAAAGUAUAGAGUCGUAUUUAGGUAGGAAAUAGAUUAUGUCUUUGCCUGUCACUAUUUUUUUAUUUUUCUUUUUAAACAAAAGUAUGUGGAAUUUUCACACACAUAUUUAUAUACUGAUGUUGGCAUGACAAGAGCCAAACACAGCCAGCCAGCCAGCCAGCCAGCCAGCCACACACACACACACACACACACACACACACACACACACACACACACACACACAUAAAUCGAUUGAAGCUUUUUUAAAAGUCUGUUUUCCAAGAAAAAAAAUCUGACUAGAGACAUACACUACAUUUUCUUUUCAUAGUCUGUAACAAGGCACUCCAGAACAUGGUGAACUACAACAUAUUUUCAUGUUGUCCAAAAUUUAAGACAGAUCACAUUUUGAUCUCCAUGGAAUAAUCAUUUCUCCAAUGUCAUAACUCUAUUCUGAGAAAACUUAUAUACUAAGAAUAUUUCAACACUUUUUCUUGUAAAGAUAUAAGAAAAGCAACACAUUCUUUUGUAGAUACUACUGAUAGAAAUGAUAAAAACUAAAGCGAGAAUCAUAAUAAUUAAAAAAGACACACCUGAGGGAAUGAAAGGGAACUGAAGGUUCCAGGGGAGAAAAGUCUGGCAAAUUACCACACCGUUAUGAUUAAAGCCAGCCCACAACCUCUUUAUGUAUGGCCUGAGAGCUCAGGAUGGACUUUAAUUUAUUUAUUACAAUUUUAAAAUAUUAAACAAUUAAAGAAGAAAAUUCUACAGUAGUUUGUCUAAUACACAUUGUUCACACCUUUAUAUAGAAGGCUGAGUCCUGCAGUAGGGAAAUAUGAAGGUCAUUGUACUAUGAUGGGAAGGUCACUGACUCUCAAUGUUUGGAUAUCACCAAACAUAUUAUCAGAACUGCUACUGAAUUAUUAUAAUUGCUUUGUUUCUGGCUUAAGAUGUAUAUGGAGAAGAGAAAAAUACAGAGAAGAGGAAAGAAAGCUAUCAUCAAUACUAUACCUUAACUCCUUAUAUUGCCCUCAUUUUAUAAAACUGAUGUUAAUUGCCAGCUCAGUAAUAGAAAUACAACCUAUAUGGCUGGGUCCCCUAAUCUCAGGAUAGAGGCAACAAUUUUAUAAAUAGGUUAAAUUCUCAGAACCUUAUUGUUACUAUAAAACCAGCACCAGUGAAAUUGACUCUUCAAAUACUUUUCAGUAUUUAGUUUUUUUAAGUAAUACAGUGGAGGCAUGUUUUCUUUACUUUUGGUGACUUGACUGAUAAAGUCCAAGCCAUGACUUUAAAAUAUUUACAUUAUUAAUAUAAAAUUUGCAAGUAAAAAUUUCAUCUUAAAACAAUACAGAAAUGAUUUUGCUAUGUUAUUUUAGGAUUUUACAAAUAAUUCACAUUUAGGAAAAAGGUAUUUUUUUAGCUAUAAAUAAUGGUUGCUUCAACUAUGUGUAUAAGUAGAUCUAACUGUAUAUAUGCAAGGAAACCCCAAAUAUUGUACAUUUUCAUAAUUUAAUGUGAGUUUCAUAAACAGCAAAAUUUCACCAAGAAAAUAAACAUUUUGUUCCUAUCACUGAGUGAAUAUUUGUAAUUUUGAUUUAAGUUAUUUCUAUAUUUUGGGGUCCACUUCUGAGCUUCUGAAAUAGGUGUCAUUCUUGUUGACCCUACCAUUUCUUUGAAAAAACAUCUUUUAAGAGUGAUGAGUGCAGUAUGAGGAUCCUUGUGUUUCCAACUAGACACUAUCUUCUUCAGAGGACACAUUACAUGAACUGAUUUAAAUAAAAAGUCAGAUUUCUUGUACAUGUAACCCAUGCCUAGUCUUAUAAACGUGGUCUGUCAGUUCUUGUGAUCUAAAGUGGGUAUUCCAAUUCAUUUUUUCUGUUGUAUUUGUUUUCAGUGGUUAGAUAGAUAUUGACACAGAAUAUAAAGAACUUAUGUCACUAUUUAUUAAAUUGUCAAAUUGUACAUUUUUCAUUUCUUCCUGUAAGAGAUCCUUGUGAACUUAAAGCCCUUUUGAUCUGGUAAACCCACGCCCAUCACCACAUGUCAUAUGUGUCUAUCAUCAUUGUCCCAAUAUGCAAAUUCAGAUUCAUAUGCAAUCCUGGAAAAAUCCAACUGAUCAGUUUAUGUGAGAAUAAAUAUCAUCCUUAUAUUCUGAUACAGUGUUUCUGGUGUCGGAAUGUGGAGUCCUAAAUACCAUGUGAUUUAGCAUUUUUUCUACUACAUAUUGGCAAACAUUGGAUGUCAGAAAAUACUUUGCUGUGAGGGCCCUUCAAUGUUCUAUAGGGUGUUCAGCAUUGUCUGUGACCACUACCUCUAAAAUGUCCAUAGCACAAGCACCCUAACCAGUGUGACAGUGAAAUUCUCUGUAGACAUUGCCAAAUGUCUUGUGGGUGCAAAAUUGCCCUCCUUGAUUGUAAAACACUGAUGUUAAUUAUGGGAAAACAAUUCUGUGUGGUGUAAUUUACAUCAGUUUGCUGAAGUCAUUUCUAAUGAAGACCCAUGUUUCACUCAGGCAGUCAGAAAUAGAAAAACACACAAGAGUCUGUCCUAGUACUGUCUACACAUGCAUUCCUCUAAACUUCUAAAAUGGCCUAGAAAUGUGAAUCCAGUUGUCGCCCAUGGAAUCAUUAAGGAUAUUCAGUGCCAAGCCAGAUUUCACAUGCAUUUCCGUUCCAUCCAUCCCAGCAUUCACAGCUUCCACAGCUACAGAUUCCAUUCCCUGCAAUAAAAUAAACAUGGGAAUUGUAGUUAUGAUCAGAAAGUACUACUAGAAUAUGUGACUGUGAAUCAUAAUUGUUAAUGAGAAAACCAUUCCAUUUAUCCUCUCUAGAGUGUCUUAUAAUAAAAUGAUGUUAUUAUGUUAUUAAAUACCUGAGAGAAAUCCACGUUUAAGAUAAUUAACAUCUCUUUGAUUCCACAAUCUAUUAACAAACAGUACCCACCUUGUAUCAGUCAGCUGGACUCUCAUAUCACAAUUCUAUUUUCUGUUAGUGGGAAAAACCAUGUCUGACUUACAAAUAAGCAUUGAAAUGCAUAAAGCCACUUGAUAGGAAAUUAGGCAGGCCAGAGAGCUGGAAAAAAAUAUCCUUGUGUGGUAAGGUGAACAGAAAAAGUGAUUUUCUGAUUUAAUGUCAUGUCAAAAUAGUUAUCUUUAACCUUAUUAAAAUGUUUGAUUACAAAAAUAUUUUGAGUUACUGAGAAAGAAUUUUAUUAAUGGUAUAUUGAAUCAGCUAGAACUCUAUGAAGUGUGAGUACAUUUUAUAAUUAAAACAAUACCUUCAGGAGAACACAUACACAUGUUAUUAUUUGACUUGGUUCAGUUUUUUUAUACCUAAUUAUUAUAACUCAAUUAAUUAAGUUUGUGAUGGCCAUCACACAGUCAAACCUUUUGUAUAUGCUUUUGCUAUUGUUCACACCACACACAUAUCUAUACAUAUACACAGCUCCCUAAAAACAGCCAAUAUACCAACUUGUGGCAUCUGAGUGCUGCUUAAAACAACAGCCUUCCCCUGGAACAUGUUAAAAUUAAAUUAUUUUUAAGAGAAUUCUGCAUUUGUAUAAUUGCCCUUGUACAAAUUCAUAGAGCAGAUUAUCUUGUAGAAGUUUCCAAACAAUCAUAUAAUCUGGCUGCAUCCUUUCGCAUUCUUCUAGGGAAAACGCUAGUGAGUAUUACAGGUAAUCACUCAUCCUUUUAGAAUUACUACACAUGUUCAUUGUUCACUGGAUUAUAUGGGAGCUGCCUUCUCUGGCUAUCUAAAGCAGCAUGUAGUGGAUGCCAUUUGGCUCUAUUGUCAUCUGUGGCACAAAACAAUUAGUGUAGUUUAAUACCUGUGCAAAUGAGACCAUCGUGUUUGUCACAGUCUCUGUCAUCGCAGUCACAAAACUCCCCUGAAAUAUACCACUCUUCUGCAGAACAAAUGCACUUUCCACAAUGGCAAGAACCUGAAAUCACAAUGGAUAUUACUGUCACCAGAGAAAUAAAGAUUUCCAUCAAGAAGAGAGUAUCACUGACACACUGACAAUAGGCUUGUAACAACCUAUCUUCUAAAGGUAAAAGUUUAUUGAAUAGCUGCUUUCUCAGAGAAGAGCUUUACGUACUCAAAUACAUAAAGGUCAUUCAGGAAAGCCUUCAUUAUAGAUCUAGACAGUUGCAAUUAGCCUGGAGCAAAUGUUCUUUGGUCCAGUCUGGCUGAAAUGUCAAUGGAACAGGAUGUGGCUCAUCCUUAGAGAUACUCUCCCCCAAAAGGUAUUCAAAAUAGAUGUUUUGUUUGUUCCUUUUUUAAUUGAAUUGCAUUUUAAGUCCUUGUUAUCUAAAGGAAUCCAAUACUAAAUUAUAUUAAAUGAAGAUUCAUUUCGUAAUUUAGUAACAACUAAAUUAUUGAGCUCAUCAUCUUAGAAUUUUAUUUAUAUGAUUAUUUUGAAAUAGGAACACACAAACUUCAUACUGAGUGGCAAAGUGAAGUGUUAAAAAUGCAGAUACAAUCUCUCAUGUCUGAUUGAUGUCUCAGACCUGCCCUUCAGGAUUUUAUCUAUAAUCAGGAAGAGUCCUAAUGAACCCCAAAUGAGGUCCAGUCAAUUUUGCUACCCCUUAUCAACAUUCUUUCUGGUUAUUUCAAUCUAAUUUUAAAACAACAAAAAAUUAGUUAUUAAAAUAUUUUGGGUAACUGAGAAUCUUACUAAUGGAAUAUUUAAGAUAAAAAUAAAUUUUAUGUUAUUUCAAAGAGAAGAAAUUUCUCUUUGUGCAAAUGUCUUUCAAGACAGGCUUGAAAAUCAUGGGGAAAGCUGCUUUUGCCACAGCUAGAAGGACAACUGCAGAAUUCAAAAGGACCUUUUCCAUUUCCUUGCUUGGCCUUUCUUUCUGAACACAAUUUCCUUUUACUGAAAGAUACUGAUAGUUAUCACAGAGUUACUCAAGUCACCAAUCCCUUUGAGAAAAUGUGAAAAGUAAAAGUUUUCAAUGUGGUUAGCAAAACUCCAAACUCAUUAAGCUCUAAAUUCACAGAGGAGACUUGGGAGUGUUCUGAAUUCUUCUCCUGAAAUAGAGUGACUGACUAAUGAUUAACAACCUAGGGGCAGAGAGCAGAAAACCUAGAUUUGGGGAAAUGGACUGACAUGAUACUGUCAUGCAUAUCAUGAAAUAAUUAUAGUUAACGUGUCCCAAGCAUUAAGUGCUAUGUUAGUUCAUGACAUGGAAAGGGUAUAUGCAUUUUAGGUGGAAGGAUCUCCCACAACCAAAUUUCAUUUUGGCCUUUCUCAUCACACAUCUCAAGGCAAGUCAGAACCAGUUGUAAUGGGAGAAUUGUAUUUAUAUUUAUUUUUACUUUUUUGUUAAGUGCAGCACAAUGUCACUUAGUCUUGACUUGUUUGACUGAGAGUCUGGGUUGACUUGCAGACUAUUUAGGGCAAUAUAUGGAGAUCUUCUAUUUUUGUGAAGUGAUUGACAGUGUGGUGGUUGCCUCAGAUCUUACCUGCUGGUUUAGUGGGAAAGACAUAAGGCUCCCCUCAAAUUCUCACCUAGGCAGAGGGUAUCCUCAUUUUAGAAUUAACUUUUUCUUAAAUUUAAAUAUUUUCUUUAAAAUUUAUAGACAUGGAAAUGUUGAACAAUCAAUUGCUUAUUUAACAAAUGCUAGUGAAAUAUCUACAUGGGCACUCUAUUGUCUAUCACAUGUUUAGUGGCUUAUUUCCACCAGAGAAGAAGAUUAACUAUUUGAGGAAUUAAGUAUCUUUUGAUUCUUAUAUAGUAUCUCUUACAGCAGGAAGUUAUUUACACAAUAGAAAUAAAUGAUUUUAUACACUUAAGAUAUUAAUAUAGUCACACCUAGGAUGCCUUUUCAUGUGUAUCAUAAUUCCUACAAAGAGUUUACAUUUCAUCUUUGAACUUAUCUCUUGCCUGGAACUGAUUCUUAUUACUUCUUUUGUUUCUGAAAUGCUUAGCUGCAAAGUAUAGCAAAGUAUUUUCCUGAAAUGAGCACGCUCAGCUAAAGUCAAUGUGGUAUAUGUAGACUGAAUAUUUGACAAGUAAAUUAUAGCUCCAAAUAUAGUAGAUGUCAUAAAAUGUUUAGAAUAAAACUGGGAUUUGAUUUUGUCUAUGCUAUGGAAGUAAUUCGUGGGCACCAUAAUCCAAGGUUUGUUGUUUCUCUGUUGAUGAUUGAGAGGAAAUUCUUCUACUUCCUCCAAAAAUAGGAACAGCAUAGUAUGUAGUAUUAACACAGUGUACAUAGUCCUUAGAACCUAUUAUAGACUUAUUGUAAAGAGCUCUGGUUGUUCUCAUAAAUAACCAAUAAUAGGGGUGGAUUAUCAAUAUCUAGAAAUGGGAAAGCAUGAGAAGAUUCUGUCUAACAAGUAUAAGCUUACUGAACACCUCAAAGUGAGCAACUGUUCAACUCAGCAGGCUAGGACCCAUUCCCACAAGAGACUCAGCCCAGCCAUAGGCUGCAGUUGGCCCAUCUUGUCUGGAACCAUAGAGUGAUAAACUUGCAACCACAACACCACUAACCCAUUUGUUUUCAUUCUCCAAAAUGACUCUUAGCAAUGUCCCCAUUUUUCUUUAUGCUUUUUUCUGGCUUUCAUUAUUGGGAAAAAUUUCAGCUAUCUGUAGAACAUUUCAAAGACCUAAGGAGGAGAAAGAAACAAACUUCCUUUGAAGAAGAUAAUGGAAUAGCAGAAAGGAUGGGGAAAUUACCUCAGAACCAUUCUGAAAACAGUUAACAGACGAUCUCAAUAUGAUUCAACCCACCAGUUAGCCAUCUAUCUGUGAUGAUUGUCACAGCAAAGACAUCCAUGUAAUUUAAUAAAUGAGCAGUUCUUGCCUACAGAUAUGCCUACUAGCAGCCAUACUGGGCAUGACAACUAGGAUAAGCUUGCUCUUGGAAGUAUAACUUUUUUCCAUUCUCUUUUCUGAGGAUAUAGAACAGGGGUAGCUGAGAAACAGAUGGAUGAAUGAGGGUACCUGAACUUAUUAAUGAUGUGGGCGCAGCAAUAUCACUGUGACAGUUUAAGUAUAUAUUUAAAGACUUGUCCCAUAAUGGUACCUCUGACUAUUGGAGUGAAUACUUGAAUCUAAGGUAAUGUUAAGACAAACAUUAUUGUGCCACCAUGGAACCAAAUAAAUAAAUAAAUCCCCAAGCCAAACAACAACAAAAAGCCCUAUAAAUCUCACCAUAUAUUCUGCAAAGGUAGCUAAACUUAGGGGCGACAUGGCCACUAAGCACAUCUCUCUUGGUCAUUUACAAAAACAAUUUCAGUCUGGGGGCAAGGCCCCAUUCCAUUACUGACUUUCUUUUUCAUACAUCAAGCCUGACAAAAUGCUGCAACCUGACACCCAAGCAGGCAGUUUUCACUAUUGUACUAAUGACACCAUCUGUUAUGAAGGUCACAACAAUGUAUCUUGUUUUAAAUUUUUCUAUGGAGUGAUUUAUUGUCUUGGCUAUAAAUUUGUAAGAAAUAAAAUGCUAUUUCUUCAUCGUC
Messenger RNA from Peromyscus maniculatus bairdii (prairie deer mouse), 13301 nucleotides. RefSeq names its product fibroblast growth factor 14 (gene Fgf14). Lineage: Eukaryota; Metazoa; Chordata; Mammalia; Rodentia; Cricetidae. The record is from RefSeq and is a predicted model, not a curated record. Gene Ontology annotation, molecular function: growth factor activity.